AACUUCCCACUUUCCAGACGCCAAGCCUUUGAGAAUGAAUCCCUUCAAUCCCUUCAGAUAUAUCUCUAUUUUUCUCCUACCAGCACUCUUAUCCAAUGUAUGCCUGGGCUUGCCACCCCCAAGACAAACCCCACUUGAUACAUACCCAGACAACAUUCAACCAAACCUUCGCGCCGGUACAAACCUCACUCCAAACGUUACCAAUCUUGACAACAACAAUACCACUUCCAACUCCACAACUGUUGGCAAUCCCAAUAUAAAUUCCAACAGCAUAAAUCCUGGUGGCUCCAUUUUGAAUUCAAGCACGACAAAUGAGAAUGAUCCCGAUUACGAUUCAAGCGACGAUGAGGAUCUUGAUGAUGAUGACUACGAGAAUGAUUGGAGCGAGGAGCCACCGAAUGAUGAUGUGAGUAACAAUCAUGACUGCGAUCCAGAUGCACCGAUCAUGCAAUCCACGUCGCCUGAUGAUCCCACCAUUAAUACCACUGAAAAUCAAAGAUCAAAUUCUACAAGUGGUCUAAGAAAGGAUGGCGGUAAAGUCCUGGUGGCACCGAACUCAACUAAUCCCGGUGAGGGUUCUAGCGUAGGUGGAAACCAUUCUUCUUCAGAUACCGAGCAUAAUACCGCACAUAGACUCUUGAUCAACCUUCAUGGAACCUGGCAGCUUACUUUACUUGCAGUUCUCGGUGGCAAUCUGCUCAUAAUGAUGUGAAACCGAAUUUGCCGUCGGCUUGUUGUUGUCUUUCUCAUUCUUGUCCUUUCAUUCCAACAAUCACCACAUCUGUGCAGCUCGCAGGAAGACUUUUCUUCAUUUUUUUCGCCAAGGUUUUUCUCUGUGCAUCAGUUCGCGAGGAAUAAAAACUACCUCUGAUCAUGUCACAUAAAUACAUCUCUCCAAUCAAAAUGUGCAGCUUUCCG
This is a messenger RNA of Puccinia graminis f. sp. tritici CRL 75-36-700-3, 918 nucleotides long. RefSeq lists its product as uncharacterized. NCBI's taxonomy places the organism in Eukaryota, Fungi, Basidiomycota, Pucciniomycetes, Pucciniales, Pucciniaceae. Bases 35 to 712 code for a protein of 225 amino acids. The transcript is spliced from 4 exons. The record is from RefSeq and is a predicted model, not a curated record.